AUGACUGGAGUUAAUCGACCAAUGAGUCAAAUGCGGAAAUUGGAGGCAAAAGAGGCUCUGUUCCGUACUAGAAAGCGUAUUCUGAAAUAUUUGGUACUGGGUUUCAUUAAACAGGAAGGAUAUAUGAACACCGCUGAAACCUUUACGAGCGAAGCCGGGAUCACUGACGAGUAUGUGCUCUGUGAUAAUAUCGACCUGGACAUCAUACUACAGGACUACUGCAGCUACUACCUCAUUAGAUUCAACAAACAGCCGCAGUUCUGUCGGAAGGUAGACGAAAGGCCCGUGAAGAGACCUCACACGAGGAGGACCCGCCGGGAGCCAGAAGUAGAACAGGACCCUGGCUCGGGAGACGCUGAGACAGAACUACCCGCGAUGUUCACUGUCACCAAACUGUUAAAGGAAAGCGUUUUAGCCAACACAGAAGCGAUUCCUACAGUGGAUAAAAAGCCUUUCGCCUGUUUAAUGGUCGAGAUGGCGCCGGAGAAGAGGCAGCUAGCUGAAUACUUGUACAAAGAUAUACUGAGAGUGGGUGGAGUCAGUUGGACAGAUAUUAAAGGACUUGAAGACGCGAAGACGAUACUCAUGGAAAGUGUGGUGUACCCGCUGAAAUAUCCCGAAGUGUUCACGGGUCUGUUAGAGCCGUGGCGUGGCGUGUUACUCCACGGUCCACCCGGCACGGGGAAAACGCUCCUAGCGCGGGCUGUGUGUGGAGAGGGGUGCACCUUCUUCAAUAUAACAUGCAGCUCCAUCAUCAACAAGUGGAGGGGAGAAUCGGAGAAGAUUGUGAAGGUGUUAUUCGAGCUGGCCAGCUACUACGCUCCGUCCAUCGUCUUCAUGGACGAGGCGGAGUGUGUGACGUCACGACGGGGACAGCACGAGGCGUCGCGACGUCUGACGUCACAACUGUUGGUGGAGAUGGACGGGGUGUGCGCGGGGAGGGGGGUGUUCGUACUACUCACUAGUAAUAUGCCGUGGGAAAUCGACCCAGCGAUUCUGAGAAGACUGGAGAAGAGGAUAUUCAUACCGCUACCAGAUUUAAAAACACGAACUGAACUGUUUGAAAUGUAUCUGAGUAGCGACAAUAUAGAACUGGUGCCCAAGAUUAACUUUGAAGAGUUGGCUGCGAAGACCGAGGGGUAUUCAGGGAGCGACAUCAAGCUUGUGUGUAAAGAGGCCCUCAUGACCGGCGUGAGAAAGAUGAUGCCACAUAUGAACAAGAGUUCAAAUAGUCGCAAGGAUAAAAUAACUCUGUCAGACAUAUUGACAGCUAUCGAAAAGACAAAACCAGUUUCCAAAAGCUUGGAAAAGAAACACGAAGAAUGGCAGAAAGAAAUGGGAUCAGCUUGA
Molecule: messenger RNA, 1350 nt
Organism: Danaus chrysippus (African queen)
Lineage: Eukaryota; Metazoa; Arthropoda; Insecta; Lepidoptera; Nymphalidae
Source: the annotation of a GenBank genome assembly